AUGGACAUCAAUGAUAAGAUCAAAGAAGAAGUCACCAAACAAUUGAAAGCUGGUGUGAUUCGGGUGGUCCGAUACAUCACAGAGUUGGCUAACGUGGUUCUGAUGGAUGAAGAAGACGCAGGAAAGACAGCUUUCACCAUACCUUGGCGCAUAGACUGUUACAGGGUCAUGCCAUUUGGUUUGAAAAACACUGGGGUGGCCUACAUGAGAGCUAUGAUUGCCAUCUUCCAUGACAUGAUGCACCAGCAAAGUGAGGUGUAUGAGGAUGAUGUGAUCAUUAAAUCCAAAACUCAUAAUGAAAGCUCAAGCCUUGGUGGAAAUCCGGUUGAUGAUGAAUACCAACCCUUAAAUACUUACUUUCCAGAUAAGGAAGUGAACUCAGUUGAAGUAAUUCCAGAGGACACAAAUUCUUGGAAAAUAUUCUUUGAUGGAGCUGUAAAUGCAAAAGGUGUUGGGAUUGGAACAAUUCUGAUUUCGCCCACAGGUCAACACUAUCCGGCAAUAGCCCGUCUUCGGUUCUUCUAUACCAACUACACUGUUGAGUAUGGAGCAUGCAUUAUGGGCAUGAAUAUGGCGAUGGAUCUGGAUGUGGAGGAAUUGUUAAUCAUGAGAGAUUCUUAUUUGAUCAUUCAGCAAGCCCAAGGUGAAUGGAAAACUCGAGACAUCAAACUCAUCCCAUACAGGCAACAUGUGGAAGAUCAUAGCAAACGGUUCAAAUCUGUCGAGUUCAGGUAUAUUCCUCGAUUUCACAACGAGUUAGCUGAUGCACUAGCUACUUUGGCUUCAAUGCUGUUGUAUCCGGGUAAUGUCCAUAUUGACCUGUUGGAAAUCCAAAUUCGAGAAAGGCAUGGUUUCUGUAAUACAAUUGAAAUCUAA
Nicotiana tabacum (common tobacco) is the source of this 876-nucleotide messenger RNA. The record is from RefSeq and is a predicted model, not a curated record. Lineage: Eukaryota; Viridiplantae; Streptophyta; Magnoliopsida; Solanales; Solanaceae.